AUGCAAAGGAGCUCCAGACAAGCUGAAAUGAUGAAAAGGCAGGUACUGUUUCUCUUCUUGCUGUCUUUGUUGUGCGGGGCCAUCUCCCAGCAGACACAGUACAUGAUUCCAGAGGAGCUGGCCAAGGGAUCCAGGGUGGGAAACCUCGCCAAGGAUCUGAGACUCAGUGUCCAGGAGUUGCCAGCCCGAAAGCUGCGGGUUAGUGCAGAAGAAUUUUUCAAUGUGAAUAUGGAGAGUGGGGACUUGUUAGUGAGCGGUAGGAUAGAUAGAGAGAAGAUUUGUGGGAGAAAAUCUAAGUGUGCACUAGAAUUUGAAGUUGUCGCUGAAAACCCAAUGAAUGUGUUCCAUGUGAUUGUUGCAAUCCAAGAUAUUAAUGACAAUGUGCCACAUUUCAUUGCAAAAGGCAUUGACUUAGAAAUCUGUGAGUCAGCAUUACCAGGAGUAAAAUUCCCACUGGAUUCUGCACAGGAUGCAGAUGUAGAAAGUAACUCAUUGAAAGUUUACGCCAUCAACCCCAAUGACUACUUCUCUCUGUCAACAAAAGAAAGUCCCGAUGGAAGUAAAUACCCAGAAUUACUGCUGGAAAAACCUCUGGACAGAGAACAGCAGAGUUUCCACCGCUUAACCCUGACUGCCGUGGAUGGCGGGGAGCCCCCUCUCAGUGGUACCACCCAGAUCCAGAUCCGGGUCAUGGAUGCCAAUGAUAAUGCUCCAGUGUUCAGCCAGGACACAUACAGAGUUAGACUCCAAGAAAACGUGCCCUGGGGAACCUCUGUGCUGUGUGUGAAGGCCACUGACCAGGAUGAGGGUGUUAAUGCACAGAUCACCUAUGCCUUCCUCAAUGCCCCAACAAGUACCAACUUCCUCUUUAAUCUCAAUCCAAACACUGGUGAUAUCACAACCAAUGGUACAUUGGACUUUGAAGAGACAAGUAUAUAUAUGUUGGCUAUAGAAGCCAAGGAUGGAGGAGUACACACAGCUCACUGCAAUGUUCAUAUUGAAAUUGUCGAUGAGAAUGACAAUGCACCGGAGGUGACAUUUAUGUCCUUUUCUAACAAGAUUCCCGAAAACUCAGACCUUGGAACUGUAAUAGCCCUCAUUAAAGUGCAUGACCAAGAUUCUGGGCAAAAUGGUCUGGUGACAUGCUAUAUUCAGGAAGAAGUUCCCUUCAAAUUAGAAUCCACCUCCAAGAAUUAUUACAAGCUGAUGAUUGAAAGUGCUUUAGACCGGGAGCAGAUAGCAGAGUACAAUAUCACCAUCACAGCUGCUGACAAGGGCAAGCCAUCCCUCUCCUCCAGCACCACCAUCACAGUACACAUCGGUGACGUCAAUGACAACGCCCCGGUUUUCCAACAGUCCGCCUACCUGGUUCACGUAGCUGAGAACAACACACCUGGAGCCUCCAUCGCCCAAGUCAGCGCCUCUGAUCCCGACCUGGGACCCAACGGUCAAGUAUCCUACUCCAUCGUGGCCAGCGAUCUGGAGCCUCGGGCGCUGUCAUCCUUUGUGUCCGUGAACCCACAGAGCGGCGUGGUGUUCGCUCAGCGCUCCUUCGACCACGAGCAGCUGCGCGCCUUCCAGCUGACGCUGCAGGCUCGCGACCAGGGCUCACCCGUGCUCAGCGCCAAUGUCAGCCUGCGGGUGUUGGUGGCCGACCACAACGACAACGCGCCAAGGGUGCUUUACCCGGCGCUGGGGCCCGACGGCUCUGCGCUCUUCGACACAGUGCCGCGCGCCGCGCAGCCGGGCUAUCUGGUCACCAAGGUGGUGGCGGUGGACGCCGACUCGGGACACAAUGCCUGGCUGUCCUACCACGUGCUGCAGGCCAGCGAACCUGGACUGUUCAGCCUGGGGCUGCGCACGGGUGAGGUGCGCACAGCGCGUGCUUUUGGUGAAAGGGACGCUGUCCGUCAGCGCCUGCUGGUCGCUGUGCGAGACGGGGGACAGCCGCCUCUCUCAGCAACUGCCACGCUGCUCCUAGUCUUCGCUGACAGCCUACAAGAGGCCUUGCCGGACCUCAGCGAACGUCCCACACCCUCUGACCCCCAGGCUGAGUUGCAAUUUUAUCUGGUGGUGGCCUUGGCCUUGAUCUCCGUGCUCUUCCUCCUGGCGGUGAUUCUGGCGGUGGCCCUGCGCCUGCGACGCUCCUCCAGUGCUGCUGCUUGGGGCUGCUUUCAGCCUGGUCUCAGUUCCAAGUCUGCACCUGGGGUUCUUCCCAAUUACAGUGAGGGGACUUUGCCCUAUUCCUACAACCUGUGCGUUGCUUCCCAGUCAGCUAAGACAGAGUUUAAUAUUCUCAACGUGACCCCGGCAGUGGCUCCCUCUCAGGAUCUCCUGUUUGAAGAUCCUGUGGAUGUAUGUGCCAGUAAUGAAGACCCCCAAGUGGCAUAUGACUCCUCUCUUUCCUCACACGUGAGUUUCUGCAAACCUACUUAA
Phyllostomus hastatus (greater spear-nosed bat) is the source of this 2436-nucleotide messenger RNA. RefSeq names its product protocadherin gamma-B1-like. Gene Ontology annotation, molecular function: calcium ion binding. Lineage: Eukaryota; Metazoa; Chordata; Mammalia; Chiroptera; Phyllostomidae. The transcript has a single exon. The coding region runs from base 1 to 2436 and encodes 811 amino acids. The record is from RefSeq and is a predicted model, not a curated record. Gene Ontology annotation, cellular component: plasma membrane. Gene Ontology annotation, biological process: homophilic cell-cell adhesion.